AUGACAGCCAAAAUACAAACAGAUGAAUCCAACGUUUACCUUGGUUGGUUAGAAAAGGCAAUAUCAGAAAACUAUAUUAAAUAUUAUAAUUACGAUGAGUUCGUUAAUAAAGAAGAAAUCAGCUGCUGUUCCUAUGGAAACGUUUCUCGUGCAAGCUGGGGAGAUUCCGGUACUAUAAUGGCCAUAAAAUAUUCACUAAACUUAACCAUCCAAGAAAUUGUUAAUGAG
Molecule: messenger RNA, 228 nt
Organism: Funneliformis mosseae
Lineage: Eukaryota; Fungi; Glomeromycota; Glomeromycetes; Glomerales; Glomeraceae
Source: the annotation of a GenBank genome assembly